Messenger RNA from Punica granatum (pomegranate), 1416 nucleotides. Lineage: Eukaryota; Viridiplantae; Streptophyta; Magnoliopsida; Myrtales; Lythraceae. The record is from RefSeq and is a predicted model, not a curated record.
UCCCCAUCCAUCUCUCAUAUUUGAUGGAAGCAACCAAACCAUACAUCAUUGCUUUCUCCACAUACAGUUGGAAAUAACGUCAAAUACAGUAAUAGAAUAAAAGUCCAAGGACAGGGGAAGCUGGAGAUAAGGAAACCUACAAGCUCCCAUCGUAUUAUAUUUGAUGAUGGCCUUUCCAAGUCUUCUCCUCCCGGUCAAGACUCUCGGUUCCGCCGUCCUCUUGUUAUCCCUUCUUCUUCACCUAUUCCUCCUCUCCGCCACCUCCGUCAGUGCCCAUGGAGACCACGACGAAGAUGGAGGAGGCGCCGCCGACACGGGCGAACACAACCUGCGCUCGAAGGGCCUGAUUCUGGUGAAGAUAUGGUGCCUCAUCAUCAUGCUCGUCACAACCUUCGCCGGCGGUGUCUCCCCCUAUUUUUUCCGGUGGAACGAGACCUUCAUCGUCCUCGGCACCCAGUUUGCCGGCGGGGUCUUCCUCGGGACCUCCCUCAUGCACUUCCUAAGCGACGCAAACGAGACCUUUGAGGACCUCACGCCUAAGGCCUACCCCUUCGCCUUCAUGUUGGCCUCUUCAGGGUAUCUCCUCACCAUGCUCGGGGACUGCGUGAUCAUGUACGUGGUGCGCAACAGCUCCCAGGAAGCCAAAGUUGAGGUAGCCGAAGAAGGAGGCGGGAGAUCCCAUCCGGGUAAUGGCGGAAGAGCGCCAGGGAUGGAUGCGAACCCGAUGUUCCUGCAAACAACCUCGUUCGGGGACACAAUACUCCUCAUCUUGGCUCUCUGCUUUCACUCGGUUUUCGAGGGCAUCGCCGUAGGAGUUGCUGAUACAAAGGAGGAUGCGUGGAGGAAUCUAUGGACAAUAUCACUGCACAAGAUAUUUGCCGCCGCGGCGAUGGGGAUAGCCCUGCUCCGGAUGCUGCCGAAGAGGCCGUUCCUCCUCACCGUGGCCUACUCCUUGGCCUUUGCUAUCUCUAGCCCGGUGGGGAUAGGGAUCGGGAUCGCAAUCGAUGCCACGACCCAGGGCCGUGUAGCCGACUGGAUCUACGCCAUUUCUAUGGGCCUCGCCUGCGGGGUCUUCAUAUACGUUGCCAUCAACCACCUCAUCGCUAAGGGGUUCAAGCCUGAGGAGAAGUGUUACUUCGACACCCCGUCUUACAAGUUCUGCGCUGUGCUUCUCGGAGUGGCGGUGAUUGCAGUUGUAAUGAUUUGGGAUUAAUUAGUUGUCUGGGAUAUGGUUUACAUAUAUUUUUUUAAAUGCAGGACAAGUGUGAUCUUAUACAUGAGAAUAUAAGUUGUAUAUAAUUCUGGAUCGAAUUAAGAGGUACCGAUAGAGAUCGAUGAACAUAUGUCAUAUAUAUGAAGAAUGAGAUUGUAAAACCAAUUAAUGUAAGAGGUCUUUGUAUAAUAAUCUUUGGAGCA